GAACCCUGCCAACUGACGUUUCAAUGUUGUUUUCCUUGCCGGCGCAUGAUCUCUUUCCAGCCCAAAACAACACACAGAAUUGUGUAAAAAGGUGCUUAUUGCUGCGUGUAAAAAUGUCGCUUGCACCCGCCAGUGGUACGGGAAGGUUUUGGGCCCGGUCUGCAAAAAUAAUACGCUUUGUACGCCAAGGAUGUACCAACCGUCCGUUUUUCCACAUCGUUGUAAUGGAGCGCCGCAAGGAUCAAUAUCAACCGGUGAUUGAGCAAGUGGGCACGUAUGAUCCGAUCCCGAACGAACAUGAUGAACAGCUGGUGUCGUUCAAUUACGAGCGCAUUCGACAUUGGAUUGGCAGUGGAGCGCACAUAUCGAAACCGGUGGCGGAGUUAUUAGGAAUUGCCGGUUUGCUUCCCGUUCAUCCCAGGACUUACAUGACCGCAUGGCGAAACAGACAAAUGGCUGAGAAGCUGGCACAGGUUGAAGCUCUUAAAAAGGCAGACAAUACCGAAGAUGCCAACAGCAGUUGAACGUGUUUCAGGUUGCAAAAAUAGCGUUAUUUUCUUAGCUUUCAAAAUAAAGCGGCUCGUGCGCUUUUAGACGCACUAAUGGAA
Anopheles stephensi (Asian malaria mosquito) is the source of this 608-nucleotide messenger RNA. It is a transcript of the gene mRpS16, whose product is annotated as probable 28S ribosomal protein S16, mitochondrial. Gene Ontology annotation, cellular component: mitochondrial small ribosomal subunit; ribosome. Gene Ontology annotation, molecular function: structural constituent of ribosome. Bases 24 to 524 code for a protein of 166 amino acids. The record is from RefSeq and is a predicted model, not a curated record. NCBI's taxonomy places the organism in Eukaryota, Metazoa, Arthropoda, Insecta, Diptera, Culicidae. Gene Ontology annotation, biological process: mitochondrial translation. The transcript is spliced from 3 exons.